UGUGUGUGUGUGUGUGUGUGUGUUUGCUCAUUUGUGUCACUGGCAUUUGAAAUGGCACCCUAGUGUUCAAAGUCGAAUUCGGGCAGCCCAAAGUGAGCAUCUCAUAAAUCUAACAUGUCAUGUGCAGUUGCACUUACGUGUGAGUGAGAGUUUUAAGAGGCGGGUGAAAGAGAAAGAGGGACAAAGAGAACGAGACUGUUGGAUAGGAGAGAAGGGCACUUAGCAAGAAAGCUAAUUGAAGUAGAGAACUCAAACAUCUACUCUUGACACUUUGGAUGAAAGACACAAAUUCCAAACCCUGGAUGGAAACAUUAAAAGCUACCUGCAUUGCAGAUGAAGGAAACCAGGAAUUCUGUGUUUGUGUUUCCAGAAACUUCAAUUAACUUUUACUGACGCUGACCUUUGAUAGACCAACGGGACAUUUUAAGCUUUUUUUUCUGUGAAGAUUUGGAUAAUGGCAUUGUUUAAGACUCAUGUAUUGACAUCUCUAAGGACUAGUCAACCAUGUCUACAACUCUGUUGAAGUUUUAAGUGAAAAAAGAGGAGCCUGAGCAUUACCUUUUUACCCAUUUACAACUACACCUGUUGAAAUUUUAAAGAGAUGAUCCACCCCACUGCCCACUAAAGCACUUGGGAUUUUUUGUUUGGCCUUUCCAGUUGAGUGCCAUUCUGUGGAUCAUGAGCUUGGUGCCCAAUGCCAGCAUCACUGUCCCUUCCAACUCGGGCACUAGUGGAACAGGAAGUGGCUCAAGUGGAGGUGGAACAGGCACCGUGUGGGUAACCCCUCUUCUCGGUGCUACCCUGAUCACCAUGUGCAUCCUUGGCGUUGUGGGAAAUGUUUACACACUGGGUGUAAUGCGCUCUGCGGUUCUGCGCCGCUCUGGUUCCAUGUAUGUCUUCAUUGUCAAUCUGGCAGCAGCUGACCUGCUCUACCUGGGCACCAUCCCGUUCGUAGUAUGCACCUACUUUGUCCAUGACUGGCUCUUUGGUGAGACAGGUUGUCGGGUUCUGCUUAGCCUCGACCUGCUCACCAUGCAUGCCAGUGUCUUUGCCCUUGUGGCCAUGAGCCUGGAACGUUAUCGUGCCGUGGCAUCACCAUUCCAUGCCCGUCGCUCUGCCACUGACUCUGCCCGAUGCCACUGGCUACCAGCUCUUGCCAUCUGGGGUGCUGCCUUGGUACUCACACUACCCAUGAUGGUGAUGAUCAGGCUACGGGAGGGGCGUCCAGCAGCCUCUGGUCUCGUCAAGCGCAUCUGCUUCCCCACAUGGACGCCUGAGGCCUUCAAAGCCUACCUCACUGUUCUUUUCUUCACUAGCAUGUUGGUGCCAGGGCUAGUAAUGGUGGUGCUAUAUAUAGGGUUAGCACGACACUACUGGAUAGCGCAGUCCAACCUCACCCGUAGAGGAGCAGGAAACAAGAGCAGCAUCCGACUUUCCACCUUUUCUUGCCCGUCUAAGCGGAAACGGCUUAAGCACAAGGUGGUCUGCAUGAUCUUCAGCAUUGUGGUGGCCUAUUGGGCAUGCUUUCUGCCCUUUUGGGGCUGGCAGAUGGCCAAACUUUUCUCAGCCGAAUCCCUGCGCUCAUUGACACCUGCCACACACACCUAUGUCAACUUCUUUGUUACUUGCCUUACAUAUGGCAACAGUUGUGUGAACCCACUGCUCUACACAUUGCUCACCCGCAACUAUAAAGACUACCUGGCGCAAAGGGGACAGGCCUCAGGCUCCAGCCGUAUCGACCAGGGCUCAGGGUCAGGUAUUAACAAUCUGUAAAUUAAAUUAUCUGAUUGACUGCCAUGGAUACCAUCUUACUAAUAUUCUACCACAACUGCAUUUGGUUAUAUCUCAUAUUCCCAACCCUGUUCCUGGAUCACCCUGUACUGUAUAUUUCUUUUGAUUGUUUUCCAUGAUCUUUCACACAACCUUCAACUCAGGAAAGGUUGUUAUUAGCUGAAUAGGUGUAUAUGGCACAAGGGCAACACUAAAAUGUAUUACAGGACCAAGGGGUACUCCAAGACCAUGGUUGGGAACCUGUGGGGUAUGUGCUAUAACAGUAGUUAUGAACCUUGGUCCUGGAGUCUACUUGGUCUGAAUAGUUUUGCCUGCUCGAGCUCAGAUAAUCUGGCUAGUACACUAAUUAACAGGCCUGUUGUGAGUGGAUGUUUAGUGCAAGAGUAUUUAAUCCAAAUGAAGUCAGGAAUACUUGUAUUGUCAUGCCAUCCAAAUACAUGCAUACAGAAGAAUUAAAUGUUGUUCACCCAGGACCAGAGUUCAACACAAUACAAAGAGGGCACCAAAGUCUAUGACUGGGAACUACUGCUACAUAGAUUAUGCAAUGACUUGAGCAACUACCAGGUCAGUUUGAAUCAGUCUGACAUUUUUGACAAAUGCUGGUAAGUGGUGGACAGCCAAUUUGAUGGACUGCUGAUUAUUUAGAUAAGUUGCUUGCUACAAUCUUCUGAACCUACAGGUUGCCAUGGAUUCAGCUUCAUUUGUGACAUGAACCAUCUUUAGUGCUUUGUUUAUAUUUUAGCUAGAUUAUGUCUUAAUUAUGUUUGAUAUCUUUAUCAGUGUUAGCACAUCCCACUUAUAAAGGUAUGUUUUGCUGUGAAGUUUCUUUUAGCAGUACUCUAAAGAUCUCUAAAGAUAAAAUAAACACCUCAAGCUCUUAUCACCUA
Molecule: messenger RNA, 2678 nt
Organism: Ictalurus punctatus (channel catfish)
Lineage: Eukaryota; Metazoa; Chordata; Actinopteri; Siluriformes; Ictaluridae
Gene: uts2r4
Product: urotensin-2 receptor 4
Exons: 1
Coding region: 679-1773 (364 amino acids)
Biological process (GO): neuropeptide signaling pathway
Cellular component (GO): membrane
Molecular function (GO): urotensin II receptor activity
Source: RefSeq, a predicted model, not a curated record